Molecule: messenger RNA, 7670 nt
Organism: Varroa destructor (honeybee mite)
Lineage: Eukaryota; Metazoa; Arthropoda; Arachnida; Mesostigmata; Varroidae
Gene: tho2
Product: THO complex subunit 2-like protein
Biological process (GO): mRNA processing; mRNA export from nucleus
Cellular component (GO): THO complex part of transcription export complex
Molecular function (GO): mRNA binding
Source: RefSeq, a predicted model, not a curated record
UCGUGCACUAGCUACGAAAGCAAAUACGAGCAAACCCGAGAAGCCAUCGACUACAUCAAAAAACUGCGGUUACCCGACCCACAACACAAGGACAUAAAUCGGUACCUGUGUGUGUUCCACUUUUGAUAGGUUGCCUAUGUGAUGGUGUUGGUGCCUGUAGUUGUAAUGAUGCUUGGUGCGUACCGUUGUUGUGACGGUAUUGUUGUGAGAUUAGAUGGUGUUGUCGAGCGUGUGGUGUAUCGAUAAUGUUAAUGUGAUCGCUUACACGCGGGGUAUUAGGCAACCGGGUACAGCAAUAGUCUGUAGUGGACCCCAUCCGAUUUUCUGUCGGCGUUGGGGUUAGCAUUGGAAAAGCCGUCACAGCAGUUCCCACGGAUAGAAGAGGCUUCGGCGGCAGCCACAGCGCUAGCAACGUUUUGUGUGUGUGCCAGUACACCUAUCGGUUUGUGUUUGGCGGUUAGGUUGUGUACAGGGCCCGAUGUCUUCUUAAGUACGAGCGCUCUAAUUGACUAUUCCUGUGUGUAUAUGUCAAGUGACGGCUUCCCACUAAAACCAAGCGCCAUUCUGUCGCGAAGAUCAGAGCCACUAUUGCCACCACUAUCACAGCGAAUACCAAGACACAACACGCGUGCGUGUUUCUUGCUCGUAGUGUUUCUUGUCACCCACCGAUUCCACGAACAUGCUGCUUCUACUUAUGUAAGUAAUAUAACGUCAGUCUCCCAAAAUCGGGUCUCUCAAAUCUUCAGAUAGGCGGUGGCGGCAGGGCUUCGUGAACAGUGAGUUGUAAACUUUGUGUCAGCGGCGAACCUGAUUGCCUCGCGACAUCGAUCGCUGCCAAUUAAAUUGCCGGCGCUUCGUGGGAAUUUGUCGCCGUGGGAUUUUUCAGGCGGUAGCCGUUGUUUCAAUAUUCGAAGGGCAGGUCUCCAACCGACCGGUAUUGUCGUCCGCUUCUCUUUCAUUAGGUGUCAGUGCAGUAGCUUCAACGGUCUACUAGUGGUUCUGGAUGUAAUCACGACUAUAGCAAAAAAAAGUAAACAGGGACCCCACCAAGAAGGUACAGUUGAUCUGCGUUUGUAAGCGUGUAUUCCUUAUGCCGGCAGGGUAUCUGCAUCACUAAUGCUUGCAUUUCCUCUCGAGUGCAGACAGUCAAAUUAUAGAAGAUACUGGCUGACACUAGCAAAAUUCGAUAGCAUCUAACGCCUAAAGCGGCUCGGUGCGCAAUAAAGUUAAAUCAAGCUAAGAAGAACAGAGAGGGAUUUGGUUGCAUCCACAACGAUUGGCCGAUUCGCCGGGAAAGUCGAACCCGACCAGGCCGCCCUGGUGGGGCCUAGACAAUCAGGGCAUCGAAUUAGACGUAACACAACAGAAUGCCUCUUGAGGCGUUAUCCACUGCCGACGCACUAAAAUGGUGCAAAGAAUUCGACUCGGGCGGAUCAGACCAUAUAUCUGCAUUACUUAAUGAAGUAACCGCACAGCUUCGUAAUGGCUCACACACGCAGGAGGGCAUUGAUGCAACCGCGAGUCUCGUUCGCCUUAUGGAAGCGCUUCUGGGCAGCGGAGUUGCCCCGGGUAAGGUUUGCGCACUGUUGCCAACACUAUCAGAAGAGUCGGCGGCUUCGGUACUUCCACUACACGAUGCUCUGUGCGACGUGCUCUGCGUGCUUGACGGGUAUACACAGGGAAGCGACUCAUCUUAUAGGCCAAGGUUGGUUGCAUUAGUACGAGCUCUUGUCUCAGGAACGGGCACAAGUGGAAACCCGAUUAUCGAUGGCGACCUGCUUCGAGAGAGAUUAGAUGUCGACCUCCAAGGAGAAGCUGGUCUUGUACGAAAUUCGAAGGCAGCAAACACGAAGAUGAUUCGAGUAAAAACUCGUCUUUUUUACAAGCAGAACAAGUUUAAUUUACACCGUGAGGAAAGUGAAGGUUAUGCGAAACUGCUUACGGAGCUGUUGAAUCGUCAGCAUACGGACAGUAGCAGGUUAUUCGAGGUGCUGAAGGCGCUCAUAGGAUGCUUUUCGCUCGACCCUAACCGUGUGUUGGACUGUAUCCUAGAAGCAAUCGAGGACCAGCCUGACAGGCACGAAUUGCUAAUUGGCGUCUUGCAAGCCUUCGGCAUGGAUUCGGGAAAUGUUGCCCAAGUAAUCGGAUUUAAGUUCUCUUGCUACCAACAGUUGCAGCAACCCUCAGGCGAAUCGGGAUCAGCCGGAGCUUCUGGAGCCACCGGCGGUUCCGAAGCCCCUGAGAGCUUAUUCAAAGCGUGUGCGUUACUUAUCAAACACGAGAUCAUCACCGUUGACCAAAUCUAUUCCCUUCUUUCCCCUAGCAACGAAACUCUAGUCGAGCAGUACCGUGAAGAGCUUACCACAGCGAGACAAUGGGCAAAGAAAACCAUAUCUUUAACGACUGAGCAAAUAGCCGACGCAGAAAGGGCGGAGGCAGCCGCCGCGGCCGCGGCUAUGGCUAAUGCCGAACAACAAGAACAAGUUAGUAGUAAUUCGACUGGUAAUGGGGUUUCCGGAGUCGCCGGUAGUACGAAAAGCGGCGGAGCAACCGGUGCUGCGGCCGGAGCUUCCACUCAGCAGACAGCAGCGGAAAAAACCGAUGGACAGACCUCAACUUUGGCGACUUCAAGUAGCAGCAGCAGCGGCGGCGGUAGCGACGAGAUGGCAGGUGGACCCGGAAGCAAUGCAGGAUUAAGCUGCUGUCAGAAGCUGGCCCUACUCGCCGCCCUGGUGCAGGUGGGCGCCUGGAAACAUCUCAGACAGGUGCUCGACUACAUCCCCGGUCCCCUUGCCAUGCUCAACGAGAGGGUUCACUCGACGGUUAUACAGACACUACAUUAUAUGAUUGAUCCACUCUACUCGAAGAACUCGACACUCCCAUCGGCGUAUCGCAAAAAGAUCUCAUCGAAGCAGAAAGUGUCCUCUAUUGGCGUGGAGUGCGUCCAACAAGUGAGCACGUUUAAAGAGUUCCAGAAGGACGUCGUACCGCUGGUCUGCACGUUGGGGCCCAUGCUGCACAAGGAUCCCGUGUUGCUGGGUAAGAUCGUGCGUCUUUGCAAGACAUAUGUAGGUAAGAAGCCUCACGAACGUGUUGACUUCGGAGCCGAUGAGCUCGAAUUGGACAUAUUAACUCUCCUGGAAGAGGCUCUUUUACCAUCCUUGCAACUUCUACCGGCCAACUGUGCCGUAUCAGAAGAGCUGUGGUGCGUGAUAAAAUCCUACCCAUACCAACAAAGGUACCGGUUGUACGCAUCGUGGAAACUUGAAAGCUCUCAUCCGCUGUUGAUUCGUGUGCGCGCAGUUACAUGGCGAAGAACUCGUCAUAUGAUGAAACGUCUUACCAAAGAGACGGCAAAACAAUGCGGCCGACAGUUGGCGAAACUUGCUCAUUGCUCACCAUGCUUGGUGCUCAGCUACAUGCUAACACAGGCUCAGCAGUGGGAUAAUCUAAUUGGACCUGUGGUGGAUUCGUUGAAGUUCUUAACGAGUUUAUCUUACGAUUGCCUGGCUUUCUGCGUCGUAGAGGCUCUGUCCGCGCAGAAAAAAGAUCGUCUCCAGGAUGAUGGGGUUACGGUUAGCGGUUGGUUAAAAUCGAUCGCAUCGUUCUGUGGAGCCGUCUUCAAAAAGUAUAACAUCGACCUCACUGGAUUGCUUGCACUGCUAGCGAACAAGAUCAAAGAUCAAAAAUUCCUCGAUCUUCUUGUUCUCAAGGAAAUUGUCUACAAGAUGUCCGGAAUCGAGGCGAUGGAACAACCAACGCCGGAACAGCUGGAAGCGAUGUACGGAGGCGAAACCUUACGAGGCGAAGCAAGCUACUUUACACAGGUAAAAAAUGUCCGGAAGAGUAGCCAGCGUUUAAAGGAUGCUUUGGUUCAGCUCGAUUUGGCAGUUCCAUUAUGUCUUCUGACGGCACAACAGAAGCAGUAUAUUCUCUACCGUAUUGAAGAUGCUCAUAUUAAGCUGUUGGGCAAAAUGUACGAUCUCUGUCAGGAGACGCUGUUCCAGUUCGGCCAAUUUCUUCUUGUAAACUAUAGCUCAAGCGAACAUCGGCUACCAUCUGUCGGUGAACUGCUGUCACGGUAUAUGGUAACAGCUGACGUGGCGUUCUUCCUGGCUCGACCAGGCCUGAUGGAAAAUAUCGACACGCGUUUCCAGCAGAUGAAGCGAGAGGCCAGUGGUGAAGUUAGCAAACAGGUCGAAGCGCGAAUGUAUGUGGAUGCCGUAAAUUACGUACUAGGUCCACUAAGCGAGGCGAUCAAGCCCAAUUACCCACCAAAAUGUUGGCAAGAUCUUAGCAGCGAGCUGUUCGUGGCUUUCUGGACACUAUCUAUGGGUGAUGUGGUGACACCGGUAGCCGGUUACGAACGCGAAAUAUCCAAGUUACGAGCACAAAUCGCCGUUCUUGAAGAUAACAAGGAACUCGCGCCCGCCAGAAAGAAGAAAGACAAGGAGCGCUGUGCCGCUCUUAUCGAUCGACUUCAGGAAGAGCAGCGAAAACAAGAGGAACACGUAGCCCAUGUUAUGACCCGACUUCGCCAAGACAAAGAUUCCUGGUUUAUCUCACAUACUCUCAAGAACGAUACCAUCACCCAGUUUUUGCAGCUCUGCCUAUUUCCACGUUGCCGCUUUUCCCCAAUGGACGCUAUCUAUUGUGCGCACUUCGUGCAUACGCUACACAAGCUGAAGACGUCGAACUUCUCGACGUUGAUCUGCUUUGACAAGAUCUUUUGUGACAUUACUUAUACGGUGGCGUCUUGUACCGAAGCCGAGGCCUAUCGUUACGGGCUGUUUCUUGGCACACUCAUGGGGGUCAUGAUGCGAUGGCAUAGCGAUGAGAAAGUAUUCGAUCAAGAGUGCUCGCAGUUUCCAGGAUUCGUCACGAGGUUCAAGGGCGCUCCGUCAGGAGCGGAUAGUGCUGGCGACAAUGACGUCGAUUACCAGAAUUACCGGCAUGUGUGUCACAAGUGGCACUACAAACUUACGAAAGCGUUGGUGCUUUGUUUGGAAAGCGACAACGAUGUUCAACUGAAAAAUGGUUUAAUCGUGUUGACGAAACUUGUCCCGCAUUUUCCGAAGGUCGGCAAUCUCUACCAGGCGCUAGACAAACGUGUGGAGAAACUAAAAAACGAGGAACGAGAAAACCGCAAGGACGUCUUCUCACUGGCCAGCAUGUAUUCAGGUCAUCUUAAGUUGCUUAAGCAGCAUUGUAUACCAGAGAAAGAUUUCCAUGCGGUUGUUGACAAAAGUGGCGGUGUCGCUCAAUCGAAUAGUAACAACACAGCGAGCAACAACGGCACUGGACCGGCAGCUGUAAAGGUAGUGAAAAGUAGCAAGAACGACGACAGCAGGACAAGGGGCGGCGGUAAUGCACGAGAAGACGCGACAUCCCUUACCCUGCCGAAGACGCCACGGGACGCCACUAACAAACAACAACAGCAACAACAACAACAACAACAGCAGCAGCAGCAGCAGACGACGACGCAGCAGGUUCAAAGGGACGAAUCGCCCAAUGGGCAUCCAGAGGAGACGAAUCGAAAGCGGCGCCGCGGAGCCGGUGCCAAUGAAGAUCGCGAAGAGGGUGAACUGCCGCGGGACAACAGUGGUGGCGGAAAGGACUAUGGAUCUGUUCGAGAUAAUAACAGCACCAGAGAUGGAUUAGGGAGGGGGGAUAAGGAGACCAUGGGACCCAUUAAGGACGGAGGUCGAGAACGGGACCGAUUGGAUCGGAAACGGCUGAGACGCGAAGACCGAGAACUGUUGAGAAACGGCUCAGGUGAUGGAGGUUUGCAGCAGGGCGCCCUCUCGAAGGGAAGCGGCCUUACCGACCCCCAGAAAGCGGGUCGCGAUGGCAGAGCCCGACUAGUCAGUCCGCCUGAUGGACCGCCUCAACCGGGAAUUAUCGAUGAUCCACGACCCCUUAAGCGGCAUGCCAAAUCGAGACGUUAGCACUGCCCAUAGCUGAAGACAUGACUGUCACGUCUUCAAUAAAAAAAAGCUGUUCAAGCAGAAGUGAAAGUAAGAUGAAAAGGCACCGACGAAACGAGGCGGGUUUCAAGUGUCCAUAUACAUAGAGGCGUGAUGAUGAGGAUGCAAGUAGCGGGCGAAUAUAUCGAGAGAACGAAUGAUUCAAACAACAAUAUUCACAAUGAAUUCUAAUGGCACAAUAAGCUUCGUGGUCAGCUGGAACUCGCUUGGACAUCCGAAGGCGAGAGAAAAACGUCUGUUGACUAGUUGAUACGUUUAAACAGUAGAAGUCGCGCCUGACGGGGGUACAUGUCACUUAAUGUAAGUAAAUGUUUCAUCAUUGGUGUCAGUGAAUCAUCGGUUUCCACUGCGACACAUCAACUGAACCUUGAACUUCGUUCGGACUUUGAGCAUUAUGCCGAGCUGUUGAUGCUUGGGUCAGCGAGAUCGUCGCAAAAAUUAAAAAGUCCAGUUAACGUGAAGGUUCCAAAAGAACGGAACUUGGAACAACAGAUGGCCUUAUCUAAACUGAAUCCGUAGCUAAGCUAGCUGUUGGAAAUGGUUUCGUCGAAACUAACUGUUGUGUGAUUUAGCCCGAAACAUACUUGCGCCAUGCUUGGUAGUCCGGAAAGAAUGAAAAAGCUGUGUACGCUUAAGAAUUAUAAAACGAUAUAACUAAUAUUAGCAGAUGACAAUGUACCAGACCUAGUUAUAAUAGUAAUAACAAAAAUGAAUAAUAAUUAACUAGAUUGAAGAUCUGCUCAGCAUAAAGGCUUUCAGUAAGGAGAAGAAGGGCAAACCAGAAAGAUAACCACAGAUGACGACGGCUGAAGUCAUGACACUUUCAGUUAGCACUUUCUUGUUCGGAGGCUUGUUUUUUACCAUCGUGAGAAAUGUUUUUGUUAUUGACAUGAUCCAACGUGCUCGCACGACGCUCGAUCAUUUCAGUUGAGAAAAAGGAAGUACAAUAACUCGAUGGAAAAGAAGGGGUCGGGCAAAGAGAAAAGGGGAGGGAGGAGAAUAAGUAAUAGCGGAAAUCUUAUCGUCGUCUAAUUCACCAUUACCGCGACCCGUAUAAAUACAUGUAGAGAGCUGUAUAUACUAUGCGUAUCUGAAGGUGUGUUCUGAUCCGCGAACAAACACUACUAACCGGAGGAAGUUAUUGCUAUAUAUCAUAAUUAUUAGUAUAGGAUUAAAAAAUAAUAUGAGUAUAGAUGACAAUAAUAGUCAUUAUUAUUAUCGAGCGGCGGCAUAAAUUCCGUAUUAGUAUCGCCAUUGGAAUAAUAGCUAGCAUGAUGAUGUAAAUAAAGUGUGUACGAUCCUAAUUGACAUUGGGUGUCGUUGUCUUUAUCAAAAAGAAUCGAUGAGAGAACGGCUUUAUGAAGAGGCUGUUCAGGGUAUUUCAUGAUCUACAGAGAGAUUCCGAUGGAAAAAGUUGCCAGUGGAAUAGUAGCUGAUGCGUAUUAUUAAUUGUUUCACAAACCGGAGCCGUCAGAGGGACUGUUGCAGAAGCAUUUCGGAAGGGCUUACUUUGUCCGUUCCUGAGAAAUCGGGCUUUAAACACAACCCUCUACCCGAGAUCACAAGAGUGACACAACCAUUGGCAACUUCAGGAAACUCUCGCACAAUCUUCAACGCUCAUCCUGCUUGGCAUUUGAUUCUCGUUGGAUAAACCCUCUGGAUCAUCUGUUAUGCGCAUCCGCU